Messenger RNA from Dermacentor andersoni, 425 nucleotides. The record is from RefSeq and is a predicted model, not a curated record. Lineage: Eukaryota; Metazoa; Arthropoda; Arachnida; Ixodida; Ixodidae.
AAAACAAGAUAACUUAUCAUUACUAAUCAAUCCUUUUCUUUUACUGAAAGGCAAGUUGCUGUUGUGCUGGAGCUGAGAAGAGGUCUGCUGCCUGCAAUGGGUCCAUCUCUCUCAAGUUAUCGCAGUAUUGUAGCUCUCAAAGUUCAAAAAAGUAUGGUGGAAGCUGUUGCCAAGGUUCCGACCAGAAAAGACAGCCAGUAUAAAAGGGUCCACACCACUGAUCUCUACUACAGGGCAUGGACAGCACAUCGAGCACCCUCGACUGAAGCCAACCUUGUCCCGGAAGUUGGUGCUUCACAACUUUGCGGCAGCACUUCGUUUGCACGGCCUGUGGAGACAAGGUUUCUUAGACAUGGCCAUGGCCCUCAAGGAAGAUGCCGAGGCCACAGGCAGUUCCUCCAGUGACCGUGACAAGUCUAAUUUGG